AUGCCGAUAAAACGAGAUAUUGGCCACACGACACCCACGGUCAACGGGUCAGGUGAGCCGGCCGCGGAAAGUGUCGUCCAGAACGGAAACCAUGUCAAUGGCGAGGAUGAGAUAUUGGACAUGCUUAUCGUGGGUGCCGGGUUCGCGGGCAUCUACCUGAUGUACCAUCUAAGGAAACGAGGCUUCACCUCCAAAAUCAUCGAGGCUGGAUCUGAUCUUGGAGGGAUCUGGUAUUGGAACCGAUACCCAGGCGCCCGUGUGGACAGUCAGUAUCCUGUCUACGCGCUGUCCAUACCCGAAGUGUACAAGGACUGGACCUGGUCGUCGCACUAUCCCGACCACGCGGAACUUCGGGAGUACUUCAAACAUGUCGAGGAUUGUCUCCAUGUGAAGAAAGAUUGUGUUUUCAACAGCAAAGUCACCGAGGCGACGUGGGACGACCAGACGUGCCUGUGGACGAUCAAAGUUGAGACCGGCAAGACGUUUCGCGCCAAAUACUGGACUGCGUGCACUGGGUUCGCGGCCAAGCGGUACUUCCCGGACUGGGAAGGCCUGGAGGAAUUCCAGGGCGAAAUCCAUCAUUCCAGCUUCUGGCCCAAGGAAGGCGUCGAUGUCAAAGGGAAGCGAGCGGCUGUGAUCGGGACUGGCGCCACUGGCGUGCAAAUCACCCAAGAGUGGGCAAGAGAGAUCGGAGAAGAUGGCAACCUGAAAAUGUUCCAGCGGACGCCCAACCUCGCGUGCCCCAUGAACCAGGUGUACAUGACCAAGGAAGAACAAGCCAAACUGGCCGAGGGGCUGGCCGAGAGAUUCGCCGAGCGAAACAACUAUUACAAUGGCUUUCUCUACCAGUGGCGCGACAACUUGACUUUUGAUCAUACAAAGGAGGAAAGACAGGAGUUUUACGAAAUGUUGUGGAAGAUGGGAGGUUUCCGUUUCCUGAUGAACAACUACUAUGACAUGACCCGCUCGGAUAAGCCGAACCAAGAAGCGUACGAAUUCUGGCGGGAUCGUGUGCGAGAACGUGUCCGCGAUCCGAGAAAGGCGGAGCUUCUCGCGCCCAUGGAACGUCCCCAUCUGUUCGGUGGGAAACGUCUGUCCCUCGAGCAGGACUUUUACGAUCAUUUCAACAAGCCCAAUGUCGAUGUGAUCGAUGUUCGAAACAAUCCUAUCAAGAAAUUCGUUGCCGACGGUGUCGUUCAGGAGGACGGGACAUACCACAAACUCGACGUGAUCGCGCUGGCGACGGGCUUCGACUCCAUCACUGGAGGUCUGAAGGAUAUGAAGAUCACGGGCGUCGACGGCGAGGUCUUGACCGACAAAUGGGCCCAAGGCACCUGGACGUACCUGGGUAUUUCGACUGCCCACUUUCCCAAUUUCUUCUUUACAUACGGCCCACAAGCGCCGACGGCCUUCUCGAACGGGCCCUCGUGCAUCGAGAUCCAAGGCGACUGGAUCACCUCGGUCCUGGAGGACAUGCGAGAGCGGGGGCUGAAGAAGAUCGACCCGGAGCGCUCCGCCGAAGAGGAAUGGAGAAAACUGGUCUUUGAACUCAUCAACGACACCCCUCGCGGCAAGGUCGACUCGUGGUACAACGGCGCCAAUAUCCCCGGCAAGCCGCGCGAGCACUUGAACUACGCGGGCGGCAUCCCGCGGUAUAAGAAGACGCUCGAGCAGGUCAGGAAAGAUGGAUACACCGGGUUUUCCCUGGCUUGA
Fonsecaea multimorphosa CBS 102226 is the source of this 1713-nucleotide messenger RNA. RefSeq lists its product as uncharacterized. Bases 1 to 1713 code for a protein of 570 amino acids. The record is from RefSeq and is a predicted model, not a curated record. Lineage: Eukaryota; Fungi; Ascomycota; Eurotiomycetes; Chaetothyriales; Herpotrichiellaceae. Gene Ontology annotation, molecular function: flavin adenine dinucleotide binding; NADP binding; N,N-dimethylaniline monooxygenase activity. The transcript has 6 exons.